Messenger RNA from Hipposideros armiger (great roundleaf bat), 372 nucleotides. RefSeq names its product DPEP2 neighbor (gene DPEP2NB). The transcript has 2 exons. The record is from RefSeq and is a predicted model, not a curated record. NCBI's taxonomy places the organism in Eukaryota, Metazoa, Chordata, Mammalia, Chiroptera, Hipposideridae. Bases 1 to 372 code for a protein of 123 amino acids.
AUGUCUGAUCGGAUCUUCUAUAUUCACUCUAACUUGUCCUCUGUCCCCUGGGAGUGCAGCACAGCAGCAGCAGUGGCUCCCACUUUUCCUCCUACACCUGGUCAUUACCAUGUCCUCUACCGAGGGUGUGGAGAAACCCAGGUAGGCUGGCAUGGGGAGACAUACUGCCUGGUUGGUGGCUACCGGACCUAUGGGGAUGCUCCUGUGGCCACCCCAGUGAAGGUGGAAGCAAAGAAGCCAGUCCCCAGACGGGCUCCCAAGAGACGUCGACUUCUGGAGGAGUCAGACAAAGAUCUAGGUUGUUCCAGCUCCAAAAUGCAGCGAUUGCAGCACGGUGGCAGGAGGCUGACCCAGCAGAAGCUUGCUGGCUAA